CAACUGAGCUGAGAUUCCUGCUGAGAAUCAAGGGUAAUUUUGAUCUCCAACGGCCCUUGCCCUCGUCAUUUUAGAAAUCUCUUCUCAUGCAUGUCUUUUCAGAUUAUUGGUUCAAACUUGUGUUGUUAGACGAGUAGCAGUAUACAAAAGACCCCUCAAACUUAUUUUGGUUGGUGCUGAUUUCACAUUAUUUGUGUUCUUUUUUUAUCGCCCCGAAAGCCGUAUGUUAAAUCCGCCUGUGGAGUUUGAAUUUGUCUGGUGCCUGAGUGCAAUUAGGGCACAACACUCUCGAACCCUUUCAUUUCUUCCGCUUCUCUUGAAGCUGACCUUCUGCUGUACAAUGACAAUUCCGUUUUGCUGUCUCAAGGUCUUUGAAUGGGAGGAACAGCUAUCUAGCUGCAUCGACAAGCUCUCCGGGAAUGAUACGUACAUCGCGCCUGCAAUUCUCGUCGCUCUUGAUCUAUUAGUAUGGACAUUUCCGAAUGUUCCGCUCCUAGCUUAUCACUACGCUCGAUAAAUGAACGCCUGUGUAUAUGUUCCACAUUUUCUGGUGGGGACGUCCUUAGGACGAAAUUGAUAUUCCCGGGUUCUUGAAGAAAACCCGUGU
Aspergillus ochraceoroseus IBT 24754 is the source of this 607-nucleotide messenger RNA. RefSeq lists its product as uncharacterized. The record is from RefSeq and is a predicted model, not a curated record. The transcript is spliced from 2 exons. Lineage: Eukaryota; Fungi; Ascomycota; Eurotiomycetes; Eurotiales; Aspergillaceae. Bases 341 to 517 code for a protein of 58 amino acids.